This is a messenger RNA of Chilo suppressalis (striped riceborer), 4583 nucleotides long. Lineage: Eukaryota; Metazoa; Arthropoda; Insecta; Lepidoptera; Crambidae. The record is from the annotation of a GenBank genome assembly.
AUUUCGGGUAAGUUUUGGGGGGUAGGCUAAUUGGCUUUCUGGUAACACUGAUUAUACUUGACUCGGCAGAGAUCUAAAUUAUAUUUUGAUAAAAUGUCCUUAAUUUGCUUUUACUGAUUUAUUUUAACGUUCCAAGACGAUGAUGGUAUGGGUGACGAAAUCACCACUUCGAAAACACCGCCUUCAUGGCAAUCUUGUGUUCAUUGUCCAAGUUUACUUUUCGCAUCUGCUACGGAAUUUGAAAGACAUAUUCAAGAUAAGCACAGUAUUAAAGAGGGAUCUAUUAUUCUGUGUCAAUAUGGAAAGAAUGGUAUUUGCUCUGCACUACAAUUUGGCGAUUUACGUAAAGCAGGAUUUAAAUAUCACGUAAGAGAAUAUCACUUGUAUUCCAAAGAUGAAAAUGAAGAUUGGACUUUUUAUUCAUCAUCACAAAAUCUUCCAGCAGUAUUAAAUGAUCCGAAUAGAGGAAAACAAAGUAAUUUUUUUACUAAAACAUGGGGUGAUAGUUUUAUAGAUAAAAUAGAUAUUCACCCUAGUCCUUAUUUACCUGAAAUUCAUUUAGCACAUUUCGAAUCAUAUUGUAAAAAAAUAGCAAAACGAUAUCGCAGACACAGUAAGUUAAAAGAAAAUAUUCCCUCUAAAAAUAAGUCUCCAGUGGUAGAAAAAGUAUGUGACAUACCAGGUGUAUUUUACGAACCAUCAUUGCCCUUAAAUGAUCCAAAUAUUUUUUACAAAGUAUUUCCUAGUUUAUGCAAAUCUGAUGAUACUAGUGUGGCUAUCAGAUCCCUUAACAAGACCUUGAGUACAUACCUUGAUGUAAUUGAAAUGAAAAUUUCUAAACAAGUAGCACUGAAAUCAGAUGCAUUUUUCCAUGCUAUGCUUUCACAUGAUACAAUAAUGGAGCAAAUGGAAAGAGCAGCUAAAACAGUUCAUAAAACUCGACAAAAUAUAAAAAAUGUAAAAGAAAACUUAACAGAAAGUCCUAUGACAUUAAUUAGCUUGACAAGAAUCAAUCAUAAUCUUAGUAACAUACAUGAGCUAUUUAAGUUAAUGGGAACAGUACAACAAACACAACCUAUGAUUCAACUACUUCUAAGCACUUCAGAUUAUGUAGCUGCUUUGGAUUUGAUCAGUUCAACUCAAAAAGUAUUGUCUACGAAACUAGUCGGCAUCCAAGCAUUUCGACAUUUAUCUCCCCAAUUGACUGAAAUGAAAAGACUAAUCUAUAAAAUGCUUAGUAAUGAAUUUCAAAGGUUUAUUACUGCAGACUUAAAUAGACCCCCUAAAGAUGAUAGUGAAAUUCCAGAGAGAGACAAAAUAGUGUCUAUUGUAUCAGGAAUCCUACGCUUGAAAGAAUUUGAUUUUAUAGAUACUUUUAAAACAGAAGCAAUCACAUCUAUACAGGCUACUAUAAAGCAAUGUGUAAUAGAAAUUAUUUCUAAAAGAGAUGGCAAUACAGAAAUCGUAUUAAGGGGAUCCCACGCAGACAACAUGCAUUUAAUGUGCAAUGAAGGUAUUAUAUUUCUUGAAAAAGUAAGUCCAAACUUAAUGAAUUUAUUCAAGAGAAUUUUAACUAUUACCAACUUGAUAUUAGAAAUCAGCCAAAUGGAUGAUGUAACUGGUACUGAAAAUGAAGAAUAUUGGACCCAGGAGGAAUUAGUCUCUAUUGAAGAAACUUUAAGGAAACUCAUUGUGUCUUUAUCUGAUUACUGUAAUGAACGCUGUGCCAAUCUUAUUGUUACAAAAAGUGAAAAGGACAAUGCGUUAACAGAUUUAUCACAGCUUGCAAAGUUAUCAGAAUUGAUAGAGCAUUUUACUAAUGAAUGUGAAAAGAUAACAGGUCAUUGUAGUAAUGCUAUGAAAUUAGCUUUAAGAAGUUUUGCAAUGAAAUAUAUACAGAUUUUACACACUGAAAGAAGAUCUCAACUCAUAUCAAGUCUUAAUACUGAGAGAUGGAAAACAGCAAAUGUUCCAUCAGAACUACAAAGUGUUAUAAAUUUGAUUUGUGAAAAUGGCGAAAUACCUCCUGUAGUUUAUUAUGAUUCUGGAAAAUCUGAUGGCACAUACUUGAUCAUCAAUAAUGAAAACUUUGCUCUUGUUGGAACUGUGCAACUUUUGAUUAAAAUUCUACUUGAAUAUUGUGAUGCCACAAAGCAAUCUCCUGUUAUAGUACAAUAUUUAAUACAUUGCAUGUUGGAAUUAAUAAGAUUGUUCAAUUCCCGUUGUUGCCAAUUAGUACUUGGUGCAGGAGCCAUUCAAAGUGCAGGGUUAAAAACAAUAUCUACAUCAAAUCUGGCAUUAGUUUCUAGAUCUCUACAAGUAAUAUUAUGGAUUUUGCCACUGAUAAAAGGUUUACUUGAAAAAUUGCAUUCUAAAGAACUGUCUCUAGUUGGUUUUAGUAAUAUGGAAAAUGACAUAAUUAGUCAUAAAAAUGAAAUAGAAAAUAAGAUUUGUCUAAUAGUCACUAAUAUGUUGUGUUCUCAGUUGUCUGGUUGGGAUGCAAAGCCCCCUGUACCAUCACAAACAUUCCGAAAUAUUUCUAAACAUCUUGUUAAAUUACAUGAAGCACUUAUUGAUAUUCUUCCCAUAGAACAAAUAAGGACAAUUUAUAAAAGAGUGCAUGAUAAUUUUAAAGACAAAUUGAGAGAACAAUUAACCAAAAUGAAUAUUGUUGCAAAUGGUAGUCCCCAACAUGGAGUAGUUACUUCAGAGCUUACUUUUUACUUGCAGACACUCAAAACUCUAAGAGUUAUAAGUGAAAAUGAUGUUGAAGAUAAUAUAUUGUAUGAUAUUUGGUUAAAUUAGCAAUUAAUAUAAGUAUUCAUGUAUACAUAAUGCUGAUUUUUAUUGGUUGCAAUGCCAAAAGUAUCAUUAAGAUUACAGUUAGUACUUUCACUGUCCAUAUAUUUAAGAUUACAUGAGAUAGAAGUCUACUUAAAUGCAAUGUGAUUUUUUUGACCACGCUUAUCCUUUAAUUCCUAUUUAGACUUCAAUCAUGCUUGCGGGAUAGAGUGGUCUAAUUUUCUGUGCAAUAGCUUGCUGUAUUUUCACACAAUGAGGUAUGUUAGGCGAAGAAACGUCGUCGGGCAUACUCAGCUACUUUCGGGACGUUAGGUCCUAUUAUCGGAAUGUCCAGUCGGUUCAUUAGGUCCAUUUCCCUAAACAUCCACUUUCCUGAAGGUCCAAACCUAGUGUUCUAGGGUCGAUAAUGUCCGAGUUAUACAGGUGGAGGCGCCGAAACGCCCUUAUAAGUGCUUAGCCUUAAUCAGAAGUGGCUAUCUCUAGGCGUAGGUUUUUAAUUGACUAGGUAUCUUGCUGGCGGUAAUACGCAAUCAAAUAUAGAAAUAACACAAAAUAACUGCGCCUUGCAAGAGAAUCCAGUUUAACAAAAAUAGAAUGAACUAUCAAGAAAAAUAAAAAGCGGCCAAGUGCGAGUCGGACUCGCCCAUGAAGGGUUCCGUAGCAGCAAGUAACAUAAUAUAAAACCUGCCCCCCGCGCGCUCUGCACCCGCUACCGAUCAAGCCACGCCCUAACAAUUAUAAUUGUUAAGCAAAUAUAACUAGAAAAAAUUCAACGCGGACCAAGCAGCAGCACCCUUCGCAAUCCGGGCGAAAUGCACUGACCAAUUAUGGACCGCGUCGAAAUUCCUCUAGCCAUUCUUAAGCUACAAGGCAGCCCAUCGCUUCGCAUUAUAGGUAACCUACAAUGUCAAAUGAAUACUUUUACAAGUAUUUUAGAUUUAAACAUCACGCAGUUACAUGCUUUAAAAAAUAAAAAUUAUAAUUGUUUUAUCAUUCUCUUACUGCAGAAGUCACAGGGGAGGGGACACGCAUUUUACCACUUUGGAAGUCUCUCGCGUAAACUAUUCAGUUUAGAAAAAAGAAAUAUUAGAAUCUUCAAUACCAUUUUUAGAGGGGUGGGCGAUUUUAGAAUAACGAUGCCAGGUUUGGAUGCGCGCAUCCGAUGCGACUGCGACUGGAUGCCGAUGCUAUCUAGUUUUUGUCAACGUUACUAUAGCAACAGUGCCACAAACUUAUCUGUGCCGGUGAAGAUGUCGCGGUGAACAAAUAUGUCAUGAAAAUGUCACAAUUCUCUGGAUAAAUUGUAGUUUCACAUUUUCGCAACGGGCACUGAAAAGUUUGUGAUACUACGAUACUGACAUUCACUUGGCAUCGAUGCCAUGCCGGCAUCGGUGCGCGGAUCGGAUGCGAUUUAUCUGAUACCGAUGCGCAUCGAUUUCAUAAAUAUCUAAAAACGCCCAUCUCUAAUCAUUUAAAGACCUAUCCAUAGAUACCCCACACAUAUGGGUUUGAUGAAAAAAAUCUUUGAGUUUCAGUUCUAAGUAUGGUGAACCCCAAAAAUUUAUUGGUUUUUUUUCUAUUUUUGUGUGAAAAUGUUCAUGCGAUUCACAGAAUACAUCUACUUACUUACUAAGUUUCAACAGUAUAGUUCUUAUAGUUUUGGAAAAAAAUGGCUGUGACAUACGGACGGACAUGCAUAAUCUAUAAGGGUUCCGUUUUUUUGCCAUUUGGCUACGGAACCCUAAGAAAUGGGGAUAUAGACACAACGAUAUUAAAUACCC